UUAAAAACAUGUUGUGAUCUGACUGAUAUCAUUGCUGCUCUGAGCAUCUCUUGAGCUAGGUUCUGGAAACAAAUUUUGGGCUGUAAAGCAACUCUUAGGACUGCAUACAAAGGCAGUACAAUGUUGUCACUAACGAAACUGUCUGCUGGAAGGGUGGCGGUCCUUUUUGCUUCUCUCCUCCAAACUCUAACUGUGGAGGGAGCAUCCGUGCGGCACCACUACCUGCGAGGCGGCGACCAGGGUGGCUUUCUCUCUCCCAGUGCUGACAUGAUCAAAGCCCUGGAGUAUAUUGAAAGCUUGAAGCAGAGAGCCGAUGGAUCAGAGAGCCCUACUGGGGACUAUGAUGAGGUGGACAAAUUCCGUUUUCUAGUCCAGCUCGCCUCCCUACAGGAAGAGAACACUCCUCAACGCAAGGAUGCGGCACGUUGGCCUGAUAACAAGGGGGUGCCACAGUGGGUGCAAUCUUUGCUUCGGAUGCUCGAGCAGGCUGGAGAGAACCCAGCAAGCCAGCCUGGCAACGAGCGGCGCACUCACAAGAGCAGGCGCCCUGUGCCGGACGGGGAGAGCCCUGUUGGAGACUAUGGUGGCUUUGUGAAGCCCCACAAGAAGUAUCCAUUAAUGUUUGAGGAUGAGGAGAAUGGCAGAGACAACAAGCGUGCAACGGAGGAUUUGGAUGAGCAGUACACCCCUCAGAGCCUUGCCAAUAUGCGCUCCAUAUUCGAAGAGCUAGGAAAAUUGUCAGCUGCACAGAAUCAGAAGCGAGAGAACCAGGAUAAUGAUGGCGAGGAUGACGACGAUCAGUACAGGGUCAGAAAUCUGGCGUAUGAGGACGUGGCUGGAGGGGAGGAGUGGGUGCCGCUAGAGGAGCAGAUGGAGACAGAGGAAGUCGUUAAAGGAAGCCAUGAAGAAUAUGAACGAGGACUAGCAGAUAACGGUGAACAGGGCGAGGCCAUGGAGAGGCGAGCUGGCCAAGCUGAUGAUGAGAAUCCAGAGGAUGACACGAAACUCGUGGAUUACUACCUGCUGAAGGUCUUGGAGAUGACUGACCAAGCACAAAAACGAGACCUGAUGGAAGAAAGGAGGCGGCUUCAACCCCAACCCUCUCUAAUCGACCCUAGGGCUAUCAAGCAACUGCUGUCAGCUAUUUCAGUGAAGCUCCAGGUGCCUCCUGAAGACCUGGUUGGAAUGCUGUUCAUGGAGGAAACCAGAAAACAACAGCGCCUUCCUGAGACACUGCAGGCUAGGAAGCCCAGCCAACCUCGGUAUAAGAGCAGAGUUAUCAAGUACUACAAUGGCCGACAGCCAGAAGUAACAUUGAGUGACAUCCCCCAUGACGUCAAGACCGAAGAUAUUUUAAAAGUCCUUGGGUUGGGGAAUCUGGCCAACAAGAAUUCAAAAUUUUCUCUCCUUAAGCAAAGACCGUACAAAACAGCCAUGGCAAAUUACAUCAACCCAAGUGGAAGACGGGGAAACUUGUUCUUGUCAGAGUUAAACAAAGCUCCAAGCAAAAGAAAAAAUGAUUAUGAUGAUGAUGAUACAGUAGACGAGGAAUCGACAUUCCUAGCAGCCAAACUCUUGACCGAGUACCCCGACACCAGCUCGAGCGAUCGCAAACGUGCCAUCGAUUCCACCACAAACAGACAGCUGCCUUAUGAGUUAUACGAGGAGGCCAUGAAAGAUUUCUUCAAUCAGGUUGAUAAUGGGAAAAGCACACCCACCAAAAGAGACACCCAAGGGAAAGAGGUGUCAGAGGCACCCCAAAAACCACCCACUCAAGAUUCAGAACCAAAGCCCAUAGACCAAACCCCCGCUGUAUCCAAUACAGAAGAUGGUAAAGAGUAUGAUGGAAAAAUGGUUGCAGGAAUGUGAAGGGUUAUUUCCCCACCCCCACCCGUAUCCCGACAAGUCCCGCCACCUUUACCUUGUAACUCUUUGAUAUGGUUGCUACGGCUAAAUGAACAACUUCUGAAUAGUCCAAAUCACAAACUGCUUGUAUGAAGCCCCUACUAGCCAAUCUUGCUGCAAAAGGGACUUGUUGAAAUACGGAUGGAGACCAAAAAUAAAGCUUAGCCGUGGGACAUGCCUAUAUCUCCUCAAAAGUAACCCAUGUUUAAAGUGCUUUAGCUUUCUUGGAAUUCUAUAUGAUGUAUAUAUAUAUGGUAUAUCAUUGUGCGGGAGUUUUUAAAUGUUGUUUAUGAAUUGGUGGUCCUCAAAAUGUUUUCUUGUCCCUUUCAUUGGUCUCAAGAGAAUGUUCCUGUGUAGUCGUAGGACUCCGCUUGCUGCAAUCUUUACAUGCUAUAUAAUUAUUAAACCAAUAAAGAUGGAUGUAAUUCUAAUUUAUAAAUCAUUUUGUACGUGUUCUAAAGUGUGAGAAUAGAAACAUGAAUAAAGCAU
Messenger RNA from Xyrauchen texanus (razorback sucker), 2394 nucleotides. RefSeq names its product secretogranin-2-like. Gene Ontology annotation, cellular component: secretory granule. NCBI's taxonomy places the organism in Eukaryota, Metazoa, Chordata, Actinopteri, Cypriniformes, Catostomidae. The record is from RefSeq and is a predicted model, not a curated record. Bases 121 to 1869 code for a protein of 582 amino acids. The transcript is spliced from 2 exons.